AUGGUAAAGUGCUGGCAUCGGAUAUCGCGUGUCGCCGUGUCUCGCCUAGAAAGCCUUGAUCUGGUUGGGCUCGACAUCAUACGCUUACCGGCCAUCAUCAGCCUACUCCGAGGCGAAGCAGCUUGCCGGUUGUUGUUUGUUCUUGUGCGCCGCCGCCGCGUUAUUUUUGGAUUUUUGAUUGAAAAGGGCGGCUUACUUGCGUCUUCUGCCUGGACUGGCAGCGGAACCUUUCUGGCUGGCGGUCUUUUGGUACCUCCACUUCCCACCUUCUUUCGCUUCUCCUCGUCGCCCAAACGACUCAUAUACACUUCACACAGCUCCGCCUUACUUUGCUUGUUACGCCUACUACAUACACACACUCACCUGCAUCGACUCUCUCUCAUUCAUCAUAACCUCUUCACCCUCGCAUUUCCCACCAAGCUUUCCUCCUACUUCUCCGUCCGCAUCUUCUUCUUACAUGCAUAUCGUCGCAACUUCUACGCUUCCCUCGCGAACGCAGCUUCCGUCUACUCACAGGCCGUGUCCUUUACAGCGCCAGUGCUGCGAGGCAUGUCGCCGAAACUAAAGCCACUCCUGCUGCCGCAGUUGGUCGAGCAGCGCAAACGAUCCGACUCGGCCUCGCAGACUUCGAGCCCCGAUCCCAACGGCGGCGUCAUCCUUGGUCCCUGGCCAUACGUCUUUGACGCCCCCAAUUCCUCUUCCUCCGACAUCACAUCACCCGUCACGCCCACCUUCUCUACUCGUGGCCAUGUUCGCAUGUCGAGUUCCCAGUCCUCGCUCGACCUACCUCCGCUUCCCCAGGAUGGCUAUGUCUCGCCUUCAGUGCUCCCCAGCACCUUGACCAAGACUGCCACGCGCCAAUUGCCCGAUGUCGAGGAAGAGCCCCUUGAAAAAGAACAAUACCAGCACAUCGAAGACGACAUGUCCGACGACGACGAAGACAACUUUGGAUUGUAUAGCUACCUAUGUGACGAUGUUUGCCCUCGCGGCAACAGCUCCGAAGACCUCUUCGACGGUGGCCUUGUUGGCGACUUCGAUAUCGAAGACUACGAUGCUGGCUUUCUUAGCGACGGCGACAUCAACAUGAACGCCACGUACGGAAAGAAGAAGCGUGCUGGCAUCGAGUCGCAGCUGUCCGGCCUCACCGCCCGCCUUGAGUCCCGAUUCCCCAACAUUACCCGAUGGAGAUCCGGUCGUCGCUCACGUAUGGCAAGUGCUGGUACCAUGGAGUACAGCCUCGACAACGUCCUGUCUCGUGCUCCCUCCAGCCGCUCGUCUUCCAUCUCCGCCAUUGCCCGCCAGAACACAGAGGGAAUCAACGAGCAUUCUAUCCCACCUACGCCUGCACUGCCCUUUGGUAGCACCGAAAGCGUCAAUAUCCCAUCCUUGACACCCGUUUUGACCGAGCAUGACAGAACUAGCAUCCAGAGGGAUCGUGCCAUGGCCACUACGCCGCUUCUGCCGCCGCUGAUGACCGGUCCGCUAGGCAAGCCGCCACCCCAGUCGCCUCUCCAAUCGCCCACGAUCGAGUCAGCGCCUACGACGCCCAUGAUUUCUUCCACUGCCCAGUCAUCCCCGCCCUCAUCUGCAGUAUUUCUGCGGCCAUCGCUGAGCUGUCGCCCAUCGGUUCAAUCCCUCCGUAACGUCUCCAGCAACGGCGAGUCGCCACUUCCGCUACCCGUUACUCUGCCCUCGAUCUUGCAGGAACACGACGAGUGGUCUGAUCGUCUUGGUCAUGCCAAUUUUACAAUCUCGCCUGCACCCUACGAUCUCCCUGUCGUGAACCCGGAGACGAUUGCCAAGUUUCAGGGCGACUGGGACGCGGCGCGAUGCAACUAUACCAAGCACUUGGUGCGCACCGGUGAAAACUAUGGCCAGACGAGCAAGAUUUACGCCCUUACCGAAGCGAAGUGGGCCGAAACGGAGCGCCGUUGGAGAGGCGUCUAUAGCGAUGUCGUCAAGCAGACUAUGCCAUCUGUGCCGAUGCAAAAGUCCGACUCUCGCAGUCGCAGCCGUGGGCGCGCUCGAGGUCGCUCUGUCAGCGCCCACCCAGGGUCUGUGCAACACAGUCCCCAGGGCGACGCUUUUGCCGGCAUGGAGUGGAAGCGUCUCGAAGAGAGCAUGCCCAGCGCUGUGCCUCAGAUCCUUGAGGUCCUCGACGCUGCCCAGGGCAAGUUCCCCAACCGUGGCGACGAAGACAUUGUUGGCCCCAUGCACCGCGAAGCUUCCAUGGCUGGCGCGUACAACGAGGACUCUCGAUCACGCUUUUGGAAGAGCCUCGGUGCCAAAGUCGGCAUCCAUCGAUAA
Messenger RNA from Cordyceps militaris CM01, 2307 nucleotides. RefSeq lists its product as uncharacterized. Bases 1 to 2307 code for a protein of 768 amino acids. The record is from RefSeq and is a predicted model, not a curated record. Lineage: Eukaryota; Fungi; Ascomycota; Sordariomycetes; Hypocreales; Cordycipitaceae. The transcript is spliced from 5 exons.